This is a messenger RNA of Drosophila innubila, 3104 nucleotides long. RefSeq names its product replication factor C subunit 1 (gene Gnf1). The transcript is spliced from 3 exons. Gene Ontology annotation, cellular component: DNA replication factor C complex; nucleus. Bases 69 to 3035 code for a protein of 988 amino acids. The record is from RefSeq and is a predicted model, not a curated record. Gene Ontology annotation, biological process: DNA replication; DNA repair. NCBI's taxonomy places the organism in Eukaryota, Metazoa, Arthropoda, Insecta, Diptera, Drosophilidae. Gene Ontology annotation, molecular function: ATP hydrolysis activity; DNA binding; DNA clamp loader activity.
AUACAACUUUACAAACAACUUAAGUGCGCCUUUUUGCUUCCACUUUAAUGCGAAAUUAAAUCAAUAGAAUGCAGCGCGGUAUAGACACGUUCUUCAAGCGGCUGCCGGGCAAGAAGAACAGCGACGAAGAUGCGACACCGUCGCCGGUUCCAAAGAAACGAAAAGCUCUUGUCAUUUCCAGCGAUGAGGAUGAAAUUCCCGCCAGUCCGCAGGUGACCAAGCAUGGCAAGGAGGUGAAAAAGUCGCGCAAGGCACUGGAAACCAAAUCACCACGCAACGAUAAUGGACACGCCGCCAAGAAGCCAUCGUUGUCCAAGCUGAAAGAAGCAUCGAAGCUGCAGAAAGUGAAUCCCACAGAGCUGUUUGGUGGCGAAACGAAGCGAGUAGAAGCACCUAAGCCCAAAGAUCGCAGCAUAGUUGAAUUAGAAGAUGAAGCAAUCGAUCGCAGUCUGAUGGAGGUAGAUCUCGAUGAGAAUCCCGAUGUAGUCAUCUCUAAGCCAACCUCUCCAUCGCCAAAAAAGAUCAGCAAGGCCAAGAGUCCGGCGCCAAGUCGCAAACGCAGCCCGGAGCCAACUCCGGAACCCAAAGCCGCUUCUGCCAAGAAGCCCAAGGCCUCGACGCCACGUGUUAAGAAGGAAAAGUCAGCGGAUCUGGAGACAAGUGUAUUGACUGACGAGGAUCGGCAGGAUCGAAAACGCAUGGCCGCCGUGCUUUAUCAGCAGUACAAGAAUCGCAGCAGCUGCCUGAAUCCGGGCAGCAAAGAAAUUCCCAAAGGAUCGCCCAAUUGCCUGGCGGGAUUAACAUUUUUGGUUACCGGCAUACUCGAGUCCAUGGAGCGGGACGAGGCCGCAUCGGUGAUUAAGGGAUUCGGUGGUCGUGUCAUGACUGUGGUGGGCAAGAAGCUCAACUAUCUGGUCGUGGGUGAGGAGGCGGGGCCCAAGAAACUCGCCCAGGCCGAAGAGCACAACGUGACCAUCUUAAGUGAGGAUGGACUAUUUGAUUUGAUCCGGGAGAGAUCUGGGGAAAAGAAGGAGAGUCCCAAGGUGAAGAAGGAAGAAGAGGAAAAGAGCAGCAUAACGAAAGUGAAAAAGGAACGCAACCAAGAGGAUAUUCCAAGGAGCAGCAGCAGUUCCAAGCAAGAGGAGAAGAGUCACAGCUCUAAAGUGAAACAAGAACGCAAAGAGAUGAAAUCCAGUGUUAGUCCCAAAGUCAAAAAAGAGCCUGUUGAGUCGACCAAGCGGACACAAGUCUUGCCCCGUGAGGAAGCCAACAACAAUGUGGAUGAGUCCAAGCCGGAAGACACAAAGAACAUGGCCUGGGUGGACAAAUACAAGCCAAGCACUAUUAAGGAUAUUGUAGGUCAGGCUGGACCCGCCAGCAAUGUCAACAAACUGAUGAACUGGUUGUCCAAGUGGUAUGUCAGUCAUGAUGGCAAAAAGAAGCCACAGCGUCCGAAUCCAUGGGCCAAAAACGAUGAUGGUAGCUUCUAUAAGGCGGCCUUGCUGUCCGGUCCACCCGGGAUUGGCAAGACGACAACCGCCACGCUGGUCACCAAGGAGCUGGGAUUCGAUGCGGUCGAAUUCAAUGCGUCGGAUACGCGCAGCAAGCGGCUGCUCAAGGAGGAGGUGGCCAGUCUGCUGGGCAACAAGUCACUCUAUGGCUAUGUCAAUGGCCAAUCGCAGGCGGUGUCCAAGAAGCAUGUACUGAUCAUGGACGAGGUGGACGGCAUGGCGGGCAACGAGGAUCGUGGCGGCAUGCAGGAACUCAUUGCUCUGAUCAAGGAUAGUUCCGUGCCGAUUAUUUGCAUGUGCAACGAUCGCAAUCAUCCCAAGAUCCGUUCUCUGGUCAACUACUGCUACGAUUUGCGCUUCCAGCGACCUCGUAUCGAGCAGAUCAAGGGACGCAUUAUGAGCAUAUGCUUCAAGGAGAAGCUUAAAAUGCCACCGGCCAAGAUCGAGGAGAUCAUUGCCGCCACCAACAAUGACAUACGACAGACCAUCAAUCACAUCGCACUCCUCAGCGCUGGCGAGCAACUGCCAGAGAAAGCCAUCACGGGGCAACAGGUGGCAUCCAAGGAUCUUAAGCUGGGUCCUUGGGAUGUCGUCCGCAAGGUCUUCACCGCCGAUGAGCACAAGCAGAUGAGCUUCUAUGAUAAGUGCGAUCUGUUCUUCCAUGACUACAGCAUGGCUCCAUUGUUUGUCCAGCAAAAUUAUCUGCAAGUGAUGCCUCAGGGUAACAGGAACGAGAUCAUGUCAAAGGUGGCGGCCACUGCGGAUGCUCUAAGUCUAGGCGAUAUGGUGGAUAAGCGCAUACGCGCCAAUUCCGCCUGGAGUCUCCUGCCCACCCAAGCCGUCUUCAGCUCCGUGCUGCCCGGCGAGUACAUGUGCGGCCAUUUCACUGGCCAGAUCAAUUUCCCCGGCUGGCUGGGCAAGAAUUCAAAGUCCAAUAAGCGCGCACGCUUGGCUCAGGAGCUCCAUGAUCAUACUCGAGUAUGCACCUCGGCCUCCAAGCUUUCGGUCCGUCAGGAUUAUGCUCCCUUCUUGCUUGCCAACAUUGUGCGUCCGUUGGCAUUGGAGGGUCAGGAAGGCGUUUCUUCUGCGCUAAAUGUUAUGAAAGAUUAUCACUUGCUGCGCGAGGAUCUAGAAUCUCUGAUUGAGCUCACUUCGUGGCCGGGAAAAAAGUCACCCAUGGAUGCAGUCGAUGGGCGUGUGAAGGCGGCACUUACGCGUGCCUACAACAAAGAGGUGAUGGCCUAUUCUUAUUCGGCACAGGCUAACGUUAAGAGGAAGCGAGCCGAGGCGGCUGGCGAUGAUGACACCGGCGGUAUGCUGGGCGAUGAAGAUGAGGAGGGCGGCAAUGCACUCUCCUCUGAUGAAGAUGAGGAUAAAGAUGAUCUGGAGCUGGAUGGUCUAAUUAAGGCCAAAAAGAAAACAGCGGCGAGCACCGCCAGCAAGGCAGGCACUUCCAAAUCCGGCGGUAAAAAGUCUGGCGCCGGAUCAACUGCAUCCAAAUCCAAGGCUAAGCCCAAGAAAUAGAAUGUAGAUGUUCCUAAGAUUGCUAAUUUUAAGUUGCACUUACUCAUCUUAAAUUUAUACAUUUGGCCA